GCUUUGUGUUUGGACCCACUCCAUCUGCAACACUGCAACUUCUCAAUAGGAAAAGAUUGUUUGACGUUGGCAAUGCUGCAUAGACUCUAUCUCACUGUGACUACUCUGCUGAUAUGUUAUGUCCUGUUAAGUUGUGCCUCAGAACAGGACAAGAGGAAAGGUGGAAUAAUUCAAAGCCCUGCCAAAAACGCUGACAGGGCUAUUAAGGUGAUGAGAAAUGACACAAAAGCACAUGACAUGAGACCCAAAGCUGUCGCCCAUACGAGGAAGGUCAAAAAGACAGGAAGUAGAAGAAGAAGAGAUGACACCGGCUGCAGCAGCCUGGGAGGCAUUUGCCAGCCGAACUGGUUCGUCUGCCAAGGUCGAUACCUGAGAGACAAGUGUUCAGGGCCCGAAAGGAGGCUGUGUUGUAUGCCAGUGGGAGCAUGGAGUGUGCUAUGCGCCGGUCACUACAACAACAGAGUGAGGAGCUGCGACUUGCAUGGCUGUGGAGCGUUCAACUCCAGGGGAGGCCUCAACAGGACAGUGGACUUGGUAUGUGCUGACUAUAGUACAGUCAGUGCUCCGUUCCCAGGAACCCUGGCUGGUCCAGCGAGUCAGAAAGAUCCAGCUGGUUUCCAGUAUGAUGGUGUCAAACUUGUCAAUAACGUGCAAUGUGUAAAGAUCUUUAACAUUCGACCUUUCCGUUACACUGGCACGGUGGAUCUGGGGGACCCGCUGGGUUACGUGCUGCCACUGCAGGAGCGCUUUGCCGGCAUCGCCUCACACCUGAAGCUGCAGAUGUGUGACGGCACUGACCCAUCACCCUUCAUCUAAAUCUCCGCUGUGACCUUUUCCUCAUGCAAUUUCCACACACGCACACAUUUAGACAAUCAAAUGUUUUAAAAUGAAUUUCUAAAAAUAGAAAAAUAAAUGCAUAAUAAAAGAUAAACUCUCAUUCUGAUGAAGCAGCAUUCUACACCAAAUUAUAACUACAACAAUACAUUAAAUGAAUACCUCACUGACAGUGUCAAUCAAAUCUGAUUAUCUUUGUAAAGGCAGAAUAUUGGAUUGUACAGCUCUUGUAUUGGAUGUCAAUAUACAUACUAUGCAAGCGGUCAUAAUGUUGUGGCCGGUCGGCAUGUGUACACAAUACACAUUUAUAUUUUGCCAGCAAUACAUUUACAUGUCCAGCUUUUCAUUUUUUCUUUGCUAAAAAUACUACUUAUGUGUGUUUCCUGUGCUACAAGUAGAUAGACAAUUUGUAUUUGUAUGACAAUAUUUUGUGUGCAUAACAUUUUUCAUUUCAACUGAAAUAA
Phyllopteryx taeniolatus (common seadragon) is the source of this 1298-nucleotide messenger RNA. Its product is annotated as leukocyte cell-derived chemotaxin-2-like. The transcript is spliced from 6 exons. The record is from RefSeq and is a predicted model, not a curated record. Bases 73 to 816 code for a protein of 247 amino acids. NCBI's taxonomy places the organism in Eukaryota, Metazoa, Chordata, Actinopteri, Syngnathiformes, Syngnathidae.